CUGAACGGCGGCGGCGGCGGCGGCAUCCGCCCUUCCCCUCCAACCCUGACGGUGCACAGAGCCUGGGAGCCGGAGCGCCUGCCGCCGGGCUCUUCCCUCCUCCUCCUCCUCCCAGCCGCCGAGGAUGGGCUGCCAGAGGCCGCGGGGCAUCCCCAGGUCGCCCUAAGAACUGGCCCAACAAAGGGAGCAGCCCGGGCCAGGGGGGAUGCGAGCAACCAUGAAAGGCUGCGUCUCCGCCUCUUCUGCUGCUGCUGCUGCCGCCGCCGCCGCUCCUACUGAUCAGAGGACUCCAGUGUAAAGGGAAGAAGAGAAGGCGAGGAGGGAUUGGGCUACGUUGCAAAAAAUAUAUAAAAUAAAACAAUCAAGGGGGGAAAGGCAAGGGUACCCCCCCCAGAAUGUCUUCGUCGUCUGCUUCGGUGGGGCCCCGCGGCCCUCGCCCACCCACAGUGCCUCCCCCCAUGCAGGAGCUGCCCGACCUGAGCCACCUGACAGAAGAGGAGCGGAACAUCAUCAUGGCAGUGAUGGACCGGCAGAAGGAAGAGGAAGAGAAAGAAGAGGCCAUGCUCAAAAGGUUGCACCAACAAUUUGAAAGUUACAAAGUGCAAGUAAGAAAAAUAGGUGAAGAAUCCCGCCGUUUCCAAGGAGAGCACAAGGAUGACACACCCAUGUGUGGAAUCUGUCACAAAACAAAGUUUGCUGAUGGUUGUGGUCAUUUAUGCUCCUACUGCCGGACAAAGUUUUGUGCUAGAUGUGGAGGUCGUGUUUCCCUUCGAUCAAACAAUGAGGACAAAGUGGUUAUGUGGGUAUGCAAUCUAUGCCGAAAGCAACAAGAAAUCUUAACAAAAUCUGGAGCGUGGUUUUUUGGAAGUGGUCCUCAACAGCCUCCCAGUCAAGAUGGAACACUGAGUGAUACAGCUACUGGUGGUAGUUCAGAUGCACCUAGAGAAAAGAAAGCAAGACUUCAAGAACGGUCAAGGUCCCAAACACCCCUAAGCACAGCAGCUGCUUCUUCACAGGAAAUAUCCUCUAUUGUGCAGCCUGACAGAAGGAAAGGCAUAGAGCUAUCACAGCAAGCUAUGGGUCUGGAGCAGAAGCAAACCUCAUCAAGAUCUAGAAGUGAACCCCCAAAAGAGAGGAAGAAAGCAUCCAUGGGCUCUGAACAGAAUGGGAAAGGAGGUCUAAAAGGUGAGCGCAAACGUGUGCCCAAAUCCUCACUUCAGCAGGGUGAAGGACAAGCAGAUGAGAGGGAAUGUAAAGAAAGACGUGAUGGUAGAAGAUUAGAGAAAGGGAGGUCUCAGGACUAUUCAGACUUUCCAAAACAAUUUGAGGAAGGCAAGGCUAUAGAGGAAGAGAAGCAAAGGAAAGAAGAUGACUAUCACACUCGAUACAGGAGUGAUCCCAAUCUAGCAAGGUAUCCUGUGAAACCACACCCUGAGGAGCAACAGAUGCGUAUGCAUGCAAAAGUUUCAAAAGCGCGGCAUGAAAGAAGACACAGUGAUGUUGCCUUGCCACAUACAGAAGUCGAGGAAUCUGAGGUAUCUGAGAAUAAACUAGGAAAUCACGCUCAGUUGCAAGGAACUCAGGACACAAAAUCUCACUUGGAUACUCAGAGAGCUUACUCUAUAGAAAGAACAGGUGAAGUAAGAAUUUCUGUUUCUAAACAAUUAGCUAAUCAUAGCCCAUCAACUCCUAGACAUAGUGUGGUUCCUUCAGAGCAUUUAGAAUCAAAAAAACAUGAUCCCUUUAAAAAAAGCCUAGAUCCUAGCUCUGCUAUUCUCAUUCGGAAAGCAAAGCGGGAGAAAAUGGAGACCAUGCUAAGGAAUGAUUCCCUUAGUUCUGACCAGUCAGAAUCAGUACGACCAUCUCCUCCAAAGCCUCAUAGAUCGAAACGGGGUGGAAAGAAAAGGCAAAUGUCAGUCAGCAGCUCUGAGGAAGAAGGAGCGUCAACACCUGAAUAUACCAGUUGUGAUGACGUGGAAAUAGAGAGUGAAAGUGUCAGUGAAAAAGGUGACUUGGAUUAUUACUGGCUGGAUCCUGCCACGUGGCACAGUAGGGAGACAUCCCCUAUUAGUUCGCACCCAGUAACGUGGCAGCCAUCUAAGGAGGGAGAUCGCCUAAUUGGACGUGUUAUUCUCAACAAGAGAACAACCAUGCCAAAGGACUCUGGUGCAUUACUGGGACUGAAAGUUGUAGGAGGAAAAAUGACCGAUUUAGGACGACUUGGUGCCUUCAUUACCAAAGUAAAGAAAGGUAGCUUGGCUGAUGUAGUAGGUCAUCUCAGAGCAGGUGAUGAGGUUCUAGAAUGGAAUGGUAAACCCCUUCCAGGAGCUACAAAUGAAGAAGUUUACAACAUUAUUUUAGAAUCUAAAUCAGAACCUCAAGUUGAAAUUAUUGUUUCAAGGCCCAUAGGACUUUUCCACCGGCUUCAUUCAGCAAAUUCCAUCAGACGCGUAUAUAAAUCCUUCUAUGACAUUCCAAGGAUUCCUGAGACUUCUCAUCCUCCACUAGAGUCUACUUUGGAAAAUAGGAUAAAAAGGGAAGGUUCUAGCUCAUUUGAAUCUCAAAAAAUGGAACGACCAUCAAUUUCUGUUAUUUCCCCUACUAGCCCUGGAGCCCUAAAAGAUGCACCACAAGUUCUACCUGGUCAACUUUCUGUUAAGCUAUGGUAUGACAAAGUGGGACAUCAAUUAAUAGUGAAUGUUCUUCAAGCAACAGAUCUGCCGCCUAGAAUAGAUGGACGACCAAGGAAUCCUUAUGUGAAAAUGUAUUUCCUUCCAGAUAGAAGUGAUAAAAGCAAAAGGAGGACCAAAACAGUAAAGAAAAGCUUAGAGCCUAAAUGGAAUCAAACAUUUCUGUAUUCCCACGUGCAUCGUAGAGAUUUUAGAGAACGGAUGUUAGAAAUCACUGUCUGGGAUCAGCCAAGAGUGCAAGAAGAAGAAAGUGAUUUUCUUGGAGAGAUCCUUAUUGAGCUGGAGACAGCACUUUUAGAUGAUGAACCACAUUGGUAUAAGCUGCAGACACAUGAUGAAUCCUCACUACCUCUGCCUCAACCAUCACCUUUCAUGCCCAGGAGACAUGCCCAUGGUGGAGAAAACUCUAGCAAAAAAUUGCAAAGAUCUCAGCGAAUCAGUGAUAGUGACAUCUCAGAUUAUGAUGUUGAUGAUGGUAUUGGAGUAGUUCCUUCAGUAGGCUAUAGGUCUGGCACUAGAGAAAGUCAUUCUACAACACUGACUGUGCCAGAACAGCAAAGAACAACCCAUCAUCGUUCACGAUCUGUAUCUCCUCACCGUGGUGACGAUCAGGGCAGGACCCGUUCUCAUUUACCAAAUGUGCCAUUACAGAGGAGUUUAGAUGAAAUUCAUCAGAUGAGAAGAUCACGUUCUCCAACUAGACACCAUGAUGCCUCCCGAAGCCCAAUUGACCGCAGGUCCAGAGAUGUGGAUAGUCUGUAUUUGUCAGAUCAAGAAAGUGAGCUUCUUAUGCUGCCCAGGGCAAAACGAGGAAGAAGUGCAGAGUGCCUACAUACCAUCAGAAAUUCUAAUAAGCACUAUAAAACAUUACCGCCCAAGAUGCCUUUAUUAGAGAAUGGCACUUACUGGAAUAUUUACAGCUCAACUCUGCCUACAUGUGUUAAGGCCAAAUCAGUGCUUAGUCAGGAUAUUUCACUUCUUCGUAAUUGCCUUAACUCACGAAUACCAAGAUUUACAGACGAACUAUUAUGGGUUAGUGAACUGCAGCCCUCGCUUGACAGGGCUAGGAGUGCUAGUACCAACUGCUUGAGACCUGACACUAGUUUGCAUUCACCAGAACAAGAAAGAGGUAUGUGGUUCCCCUCAAUAGAUAGGAGACGACCCACUAGCCCCCGGAUUCAUAUACAGCAUGCAUCUCCGGAGGACGACAGAACAACAGCGAUGGAGUCUUGCAUUCCAAAACAAGACUGUUUAAACCACCUAAGUGCUAAUCCGGAAACAACCCAGAGGCAGUCCAGAAAAGUGGAAAGAUAUAGCACCCAAAAACAAACUAGGAAAGGCUCUACAUCAGAAACAGAAAGAAUGCAUCAACCAGGAAGUCCUAUGCAGUCCUCUUCAGCAGACACGCCCUUCAGCAGCCGUAGGGGGCGGCAGCUUCCACAAGUUCCUGUCAGAAGCGGCAGUAUAGAGCAAGAGACGGGCAACAAGAAGCUAAAAAGCACGAUCCAGAGAAGCACAGAGACAGGUAUGGCAGCAGAAAUGAGAAGUCGUAUGGUUCGGCAGCCUAGUCGGGAGUCAACUGAUGGCAGCAUCAACAGUUACAGCUCUGAGGGAAACCUAAUAUUUCCAGGAGUUCGACUGGGUGCUGACAGUCAGUUCAGUGAUUUCCUUGAUGGGCUUGGACCUGCACAGCUAGUAGGUCGACAGACCUUAGCAACUCCUGCCAUGGGUGACAUUCAGAUUGGAAUGGUAGAUAAAAAAGGCCAGUUAGAAGUAGAAGUCAUUCGAGCGCGAAGCCUCACACAAAAGCCUGGCUCAAAAUCUACCCCGGCUCCGUAUGUCAAAGUGUAUCUUUUGGAAAAUGGGGCUUGCAUGGCCAAGAAGAAGACAAGGAUUGCAAGGAAAACACUAGAUCCCUUAUAUCAACAGACAUUAGUUUUUGAUGAAAGUCCGCAGAACAAAGUCCUUCAGGUGAUAGUGUGGGGAGACUAUGGCCGGAUGGAUCACAAAUGCUUCAUGGGAGUUGCACAGAUCCUGCUGGAAGAACUUGAUUUGUCCAGUGUUGUAAUAGGCUGGUAUAAAUUAUUUCCACCAUCCUCCCUGGUGGAUCCAACUUUGACUACUCUGACUCGCAGGGCUUCUCAGUCAUCUCUGGAAAGUUCUACUGGGCCUCCCUGCAUUCGAUCUUAGUAGAAACAAAAUAGCAGGUGCUCUCUAACAAAGCCCUUAUCACCCAGGAUAACAACGGUGGGAAAAGCUAUUUACAACACUGAGGAGUAUUUUUUGGAAAAGACAAUCAUUUCAAUUUUGCCCAUAGUAGUUUAUCCAAAAAUAUGCCUGAGUUUGUUAAAAGGUGGUUUAAGUUGACCAAACAAAGCAGUAUAUCAAAAUAUAAUCCAUCUGGCAAAAAGUCCCUGAUGUUUGUAAUUGUAAUGAGGAGGGGUCUUUUAGAUUCAACUGGAAAUGUUCACUUUUCCCUUCAUUUUUUUUAACAACAACCACAAACAGUGUUAAUUGCCUAGUGUUCCUGUACAUGUUAUUUCCACUUAUUUUUGCUGUGUAAUUCUGCCAUUUUUUGGUAAAGUCUUCAUGAUGCUAACAGAGACCCUUCCUUUCUUUUUCUAAGUCGAACCAAAAAGGGCUGAAGUACAUCUCUGUAAGCAACUCCAAAAGUGUUCACUUACCAGAUAUGCCAUAUGAGAUGCCAACAGUAUAUUCACUGCUCCUCAGUUCUGGUUCUCCAUAAUAACUGUGGAAAGCCAAAAUAAAUGACCAACCUGUAAUUUAAUGUAUUCUUUUUAUUCGAGUUUUUCAUCAUUAUUCAGUGUAAAAAAAUGAAUAUAUUUGCAUUGUACAUUAUGAUUUCUUAUGUUUUAUGAACAUUUUGCAUGAGAUUUGCAGCUACAACUAAUGCAGGAAACUUGAUUUUUUAAAAAGCAGCUUUGGUUUUCACUUGGACAUUGGAAAGUUGUUUGUAAUAUGAUUGUCUUAUCAGACUUGAAGAGAAAAUUCAUUGUCUUCAUGUGUUAAUUGUGCAACUGACUUCCCAAAUAUUGGCCAGGAAUGGAGUUGGGCAUCUGACACUUUCAGCUGUACCCAGGCUUCUCUUAUAACAUGUCACUUUUGACACAUUUGUCUGCCCUGGUUAGAGCAUGGUAUCAGUUUUUCACUGGACAUUCCAGUUGAAAUAAUCUGCACUUACUCAUGUUUUUAUCAGGUCUCAGUUUACAUUUUUUGGGGAUUGAUGCAAGCACAAAGCUUGAUUUUUUAAAAAUAAAAGGUAGUCUUACUGGGGGGAGGUGGGCAAAUGGUUAGUAAAAAAACAACUGGCAUUUUGUUUCAUUUUGGUUCUUUCUUGGCCUUGAAAACCCUUGUGUUUUUCUGUAAAUGUGCUAAAAACUGCAGAAUGUGCAGGUGCAUUGAGAAGUUAUCCCUCCUUUUAUGGGCCAUUAAUUUUGUGAUCUCACAAAAUAGAGCAGCAUGACUUGGAACUGUUCAAAGCUGCAUGCGCGUUUUGUAAAAAAAAAAGACAAAAUGGAAAAAGAAACAAAAGAGAUUAUUUAAUAAUGUAUGUUAGUUCUACAUAGGCCAGGUUGUAUGUUGCAUGUACUUGUACAGUUUGCUCGUAAUUACUCUAAUGAAGUAACCAAGAAAUCUAAGCCAUCCAUUUUUUCUUAUAGACAUUUUGCGGGUUUUAGCCAGGCUGUGUCAGUCAGUCUGGUGCUAAAUGUCUAUAGAUGGACUUUAUUUUUUACCCUAUGGAAAACGUGACGUAGUACGGACCAAAUUCCUUCUGAUAAAUAUUUUGGUGUAGAUUCCUACUGUGGGGCUGUAACACAUGUAGAAACUGUGUACACAAUUAGGUUUUCCUUCAUAGACAUAACUGCCUGCACCAAGUGAACUAUUUAUUAACUAUUACAAUUAUUAUUUAACAUUGCCAGAACUAUUCUGCCCAUGUUUCCCUGGGGCAUAGAUUGAUUACUGCUCGACCUGCUGAGCAGGAAGAACUGAAGCACUGGUGCACUACGAGAUUCCGUUCUGUCUUUUAGUGGCCAAAAAAUAAACUAAUUAUAAUUCGGUAGUACCUUUCUAUUUUGACCACUUGUCUUAACAUUCCCCUGUGCUUUUAAAUGAAACUUCCAACUCAUGUUCUGUAGACAUGUUUAAUAAAAUUUCCUUUUCAUGUUCA
Sphaerodactylus townsendi is the source of this 6879-nucleotide messenger RNA. It is a transcript of the gene RIMS1, whose product is annotated as regulating synaptic membrane exocytosis 1. Gene Ontology annotation, biological process: regulation of membrane potential; intracellular protein transport; regulation of synaptic plasticity. Gene Ontology annotation, molecular function: small GTPase binding; transmembrane transporter binding. Bases 396 to 4880 code for a protein of 1494 amino acids. The record is from RefSeq and is a predicted model, not a curated record. Gene Ontology annotation, cellular component: cytoskeleton of presynaptic active zone; presynaptic membrane. The transcript has 32 exons. NCBI's taxonomy places the organism in Eukaryota, Metazoa, Chordata, Lepidosauria, Squamata, Sphaerodactylidae.